UGUAGAUCUUAUUUACUGAAAUUCAAAGUUUGUUUCAGUAUUACGGUCUAUUGAUUCGAUGAUAAAAUGUUGUGGAAGAGUUAUAUCAACUGUUAAGUUUGAUGCAUUACUAGCUUUCGUGUUAUGCAUUGCAAAAAAAGCGAGCUUAGUAAUGAAUAUUUCACCAAAGUGUUACUAUAUAUAUAUAUAUAUUUCAUCAAAUGAAUAUUUAAUUUUGGAAGUAGUCAAAAUUGAGAUGUUGAGAAUUUGGAAAUUGAUUUGAUAGACAUUUAAAGCCUGUUGUGGAAUAAACUUCAGUUGUCCUUGAUGUUCACAGCUUUUAUGUUUACCCUCUAGGCCAUGGUCUGUUGAGGAAGAAAAGAAACAAGUUAGAAACGCCAUUUGCUAGAAAACUAACAGCCUUUAUCUCUAUGCGUGCUUGUCUUGGUGUACUUUAACCAGAAGCUUACUGAUGUAGGAAUAGCUAAUGUUCUUAUAGUACGUAAUUAAGUUUUCAUGGUCUAACCAAAUUUUCAUGUUUUUCUUGAAAUUAUUGGUUGUGCUGGUGAGAGCGAUAGAGGAAAGAGACCCAUGGUGACGAAGAUUGCAGCAGAUAAAAGUGAUGUGAGAAUCUUGACAUCUGACAAUCCGAUGAAUGAAGAUCCUUUGGACAUAUUGGAUGACAUGUUGGCUGGUGUAGGAUGGACUAUGCAGGCGUAUUUGAAACAUGGAGAGAAUGAUUACUAUCCACCUCUUCCUAAUGGGCACAAACUUUUCUUGCAUGAUAUAAGACGGGUAGCUGUACGUGCAGAUGUUACUAUGGGUGAGGAAGGCGAUAUGGUUUUGGUUACAGGAAAAGGCCAUGAAACAUACCAGAUAGAAGGUGAUAAAAAAGAGUUCUUUGAUGACCGUGAGGAGUGUAGAGAAGCGUUGUAGCAUGUUGAUGAGCUUCACCAAGCUGGAAUUGACACGAGUGAAUUCCCAUGGCAGUAAGUUUUCUCUCUCUUAUAUUGCUUGCCAAGAGAUUUUUGAGUCUCAAUUACUGGUAUACCGAAAAGAACCACUUGUUCUUGUACGGAACAACUCAGGAUUGAGGCAAAAGAGGCAAAGUUUCGAUCUUGAUGAGCUAUUAGGAAGCUCAACUUCCUGGCCUCCUGUCACUAGUCCUGGUCAGAAUUUUGGGGAGGACGAUAGAGAAACAGGCUUAGGUGAGUGGGUAGAUAAGGUCAUGGUGAACAAGCAAGAAGCUCAUGGAGUUCACAACCCUUUAGGACGUUGGGAUGCAGACGAUGGACACAUGUCUGAUGUAUUUUGGGGGUAAUGUUAAAACAUCAUUUGUGAAUAUGUUAUUUUGUGGAUAAUGAUGAUUGGAUAUUAAACUAAAUGGGAAAGUGAACUAAUGUUGCAUUUGCUAUUUGAA
This is a messenger RNA of Camellia sinensis, 1399 nucleotides long. RefSeq names its product UDP-N-acetylmuramoyl-L-alanyl-D-glutamate--2,6-diaminopimelate ligase MurE homolog, chloroplastic-like. The record is from RefSeq and is a predicted model, not a curated record. Lineage: Eukaryota; Viridiplantae; Streptophyta; Magnoliopsida; Ericales; Theaceae. Gene Ontology annotation, molecular function: acid-amino acid ligase activity. Gene Ontology annotation, biological process: biosynthetic process.